GCUCGCCCCCGUAGGACCUGCGCACCUCAGCCUGAGGCCCUGGCCCGCCAUGCUGCUGCCACGGCUGAGCCCUCGGGCGCUCCCGGUGUUGCUGCUGCUGCUGUUGGGGGUAGCACGGGCGGCCGCGGGUGCGCCCAGGACAGGUGGGGGCCCGCGGCCUGCCUUCCGCACCUUCGCGGCCAGUGACUGGGGCCUCACCCACCUGGUGGUCCACGAGCAGACGGGCGAGGUCUAUGUGGGCGCGGUGAACCGCAUCUACAAGCUGUCGGGGAACCUGACGCUGCUGCGGGCCCACGUGACGGGCCCGGUGGAGGACAACGAGAAGUGCUACCCGCCCCCCAGCGUGCAGUCCUGCCCGCACGGCCUGGGCAGCACCGACAACGUCAACAAGCUGCUGCUGCUGGACUAUGCCGCCAACCGCCUGCUGGCCUGCGGCAGCGCCUCCCAGGGCAUCUGCCAGUUCCUCCGGCUCGACGACCUCUUCAAGCUGGGCGAGCCCCACCACCGCAAGGAGCACUACCUGUCGAGCGUGCGGGAGGCGGGCAGCAUGGCGGGCGUGCUCAUCGCCGGCCCCCCGGGCCAGGGCCAGGCCAAGCUCUUCGUGGGCACGCCUAUCGACGGCAAGUCCGAGUACUUCCCCACGCUGUCCAGCCGCCGGCUCAUGGCCAACGAGGAGGACGCCGACAUGUUUGGCUUCGUGUACCAGGACGAGUUCGUGUCCUCCCAGCUCAAGAUCCCGUCAGACACGCUGUCCAAGUUCCCGGCCUUUGACAUCUACUACGUGUACAGCUUCCGCAGCGAGCAGUUCGUGUACUACCUCACCCUGCAGCUGGACACGCAGCUGACCUCGCCCGACGCCGCCGGCGAGCAUUUCUUCACCUCCAAGAUCGUGCGGCUCUGCGUGGACGACCCCAAGUUCUACUCCUACGUGGAGUUCCCCAUCGGCUGCGAGCAGGCGGGGGUGGAGUACCGCCUGGUGCAGGACGCCUACCUGAGCCGCCCCGGCCGCGCCCUGGCCCACCAGCUGGGCCUGGCCGAGGACGAGGACGUGCUGUUCACCGUGUUUGCCCAAGGCCAGAAGAACCGCGUGAAGCCGCCCAAGGAGUCCGUGCUGUGCCUCUUCACGCUCAGGGCCAUCAAGGAGCGGAUCAAGGAGCGCAUCCGCUCCUGCUACCGCGGCGAGGGCAAGCUCUCGCUGCCCUGGCUGCUCAACAAGGAGCUGGGCUGCAUCAACUCGCCCCUGCAGAUUGACGACGACUUCUGCGGGCAGGACUUCAACCAGCCACUGGGGGGCACGGUCACCAUCGAGGGCACACCCCUGUUUGUGGACAAGGACGACGGCCUGACCGCUGUGGCUGCCUACGCCUACCGGGGUCGCACCGUGGUGUUCGCAGGCACGCGCAGCGGCCGCAUUCGGAAGAUCCUGGUGGACCUGACCAGCCCUGGCAGCCGGCCAGCCCUGGCCUACGAGAGUGUGGUGGCCCAAGAAGGCAGCCCUAUCCUGCGCGACCUGGUGCUCAGCCCUGACCGCCAGUACCUCUACGCCAUGACGGAAAAGCAGGUGACCCGGGUGCCUGUGGAGAGCUGCGUACAGUAUACGUCAUGUGAGCUGUGCUUGGGCUCGAGGGACCCACACUGCGGCUGGUGUGUCCUACAUAGCAUCUGCUCGAGGCAGGACGCCUGCGAGCGGGCCGAGGAGCCCCAGCGCUUCGCCUCCGACCUGCUGCAGUGCGUGCAGCUGACCGUGCAGCCGCGCAACGUCUCCGUCACCAUGUCCCGGGUGCCGCUCGUGCUGCAGGCCUGGAACGUGCCCGACCUCUCGGCUGGCGUCAACUGCUCCUUCGAGGACUUCACGGAGUCCGAGGGCAUCCUGGAGGAGGGCCGGAUCCACUGCCGCUCGCCCUCUGCGCGGGACGUGGCGCCCAUCACGCGCGGCCAGGGCGACCAGCGGGUGGUGAAGCUCUACUUGAAGUCCAAGGAGACAGGCAAGAAGUUCGCGUCUGUGGACUUUGUCUUCUACAACUGCAGCGUCCACCAGUCCUGCCUGUCCUGUGUCAACGGCUCCUUCCCCUGUCACUGGUGCAAAUACCGCCACGUGUGCACGCACAACGCUGCCGACUGCGCCUUCCUGGAGGGCCGUGUCAACGCGUCUGAGGACUGCCCGCAGAUCCUGCCCUCCACCCAGAUCUAUGUGCCGGUGGGUGUGGUGAAGCCCAUCACCCUGGCUGCCCGGAACCUGCCACAGCCCCAGUCUGGCCAGCGUGGGUAUGAGUGUCUCUUCCAUGUCCCGGGGAGCCCGGCCCGCGUCACCGCCCUGCGCUUCAACAGCUCCAGCCUGCAGUGCCAGAACUCCUCGUACUCCUACGAGGGCAACGACAUCAGCGACCUGCCGGUGAACCUGUCCGUGGUGUGGAAUGGCAACUUCGUCAUUGACAACCCCCAGAACAUCCAGGCCCACCUCUACAAGUGCCCGGCCCUGCGGGAGAGCUGCGGCCUCUGCCUCAAGGCCGACCCUCGCUUCGAGUGCGGCUGGUGCGUGGCCGAGCGCCGCUGCACCCUGCGCCCGCACUGCCCCGCCGACCCGCCCGCCGCCUGGAGCCUGGGCCAGGCACUGACUUUAUUAACGACCAUGGGCCUCUUCUCCUGGACCCAGGGAUCCCCUCCCAGGGUCCUGCCAGGCCCGGAGUGGAACUUGGGCCUGCGCUUCGAGGACGUGCGUCUGGGCGUGCGCGUGGGCAAGGUGCUGUGCAGCCCCGUGGAGAGCGAGUACAUCAGCGCCGAGCAGAUCGUCUGCGAGAUUGGGGACGCCAGCUCGGUGCGGGCCCACGACGCCCUGGUGGAGGUGUGCGUGAGGGACUGCGCCCCCCACUACCGGGCCCUGUCGCCCAAGCGCUUCACCUUCGUGACGCCGACCUUCUACCGCGUGAGCCCCGCCCGCGGGCCGCUGUCGGGGGGCACCUGGAUCGGCAUCGAGGGCAGCCACCUGAACGCCGGCAGCGACGUGGCUGUGUCUGUCGGCGGCCGGCCCUGCUCCUUCUCCUGGAGGAAUUCCCGGGAGAUCCGGUGCCUGACACCCCCUGGGCAGAGCCCCGGCAGCGCCCCCAUCGUCAUCAACAUCAACCGCGCCCAGCUCACCAACCCUGAGGUGAAGUACAACUACACCGAGGACCCCACCAUCCUGAAGAUUGACCCCGAGUGGAGCAUCAACAGCGGAGGCACCCUCCUGACGGUCACGGGCACCAACCUGGCCACCGUCCGAGAGCCCCGCAUCCGGGCCAAGUACGGCGGCGUCGAGAGAGAGAACAGCUGUCUGGUGUACAACGACACCACCAUGGUGUGCCGGGCCCCGUCUGUGGACAACCCUGUGCGCACCCCGCCCGAGCUGGGGGAGCGGCCGGACGAGCUGGGCUUCGUCAUGGACGACGUGCGCGCCCUGCUGGUGCUCAACGCCUCCGCCUUCGUGUACUACCCUGACCCUGUGCUGGAGCCGCUCAGCCCCACCGGCUUCCUGGAGCUGAAGCCCAGCUCCCCCCUCAUUCUCAAGGGCCGGAACCUCUUGCCCCCUGCACCUGGCAACUCUCGGCUCAACUACACGGUGCUCAUCGGCGCCACCCCCUGCGCCCUCACGGUGUCAGAGACGCAGCUGCUCUGCGAGUCGCCCAAUCUCACGGGGCAGCACAAGGUCACGGUGCGGGCAGGUGGCUUCGAGUUCUCACCAGGGAUGCUGCAGGUGUACUCGGACAGCCUGCUGACCCUGCCCGCCAUCGUGGGCAUCGGCGGGGGUGGAGGCCUCCUGCUGCUGGUCAUCGUGGCUGUGCUCAUCGCCUACAAGCGCAAGUCCCGGGACGCAGACCGCACCCUCAAGCGGCUGCAGCUCCAGAUGGACAACCUGGAGUCCCGCGUGGCCCUCGAGUGCAAGGAAGCCUUUGCAGAACUACAGACGGACAUCCAUGAACUGACCAAUGAUCUGGAUGGUGCUGGCAUCCCCUUUCUCGAUUACCGAACGUAUGCCAUGCGGGUGCUCUUCCCCGGGAUCGAGGACCACCCGGUGCUCAAGGAGAUGGAGGUGCAGGCCAAUGUGGAGAAAUCGCUGACGCUGUUCGGGCAGCUGCUGACCAAGAAGCACUUCCUGCUGACCUUCAUCCGCACUCUGGAGGCCCAGCGCAGCUUCUCCAUGCGCGACCGAGGGAACGUGGCCUCACUCAUCAUGACGGCCCUGCAGGGCGAGAUGGAGUAUGCCACGGGCGUGCUCAAGCAGCUGCUGUCGGACCUCAUUGAGAAGAACCUGGAGAGCAAGAACCACCCCAAACUGCUGCUGCGCAGGACGGAGUCAGUGGCCGAGAAGAUGCUGACCAAUUGGUUCACCUUCCUUUUGUACAAGUUCCUCAAGGAGUGCGCGGGGGAGCCGCUCUUCAUGCUGUACUGCGCCAUCAAGCAGCAGAUGGAGAAGGGCCCCAUCGACGCCAUCACGGGCGAGGCCCGCUACUCGCUGAGCGAGGACAAGCUCAUCCGGCAGCAGAUCGACUACAAGACGCUGACGUUGAACUGCGUGAACCCCGAGAACGAGAAUGCACCGGAGGUGCCGGUGAAGGGACUGAACUGCGACACGGUGACGCAGGUCAAGGAGAAGCUGCUGGACGCUGUGUAUAAGGGCGUGCCCUACUCCCAGCGGCCCAAGGCCGGGGACAUGGACCUGGAAUGGCGCCAGGGCCGCAUGGCUCGCAUCAUCCUGCAGGACGAGGACGUCACCACCAAGAUCGACAAUGACUGGAAGAGGCUGAACACGCUGGCUCACUACCAGGUGACAGACGGGUCUUCGGUGGCGCUGGUGCCCAAGCAGACAUCUGCCUACAACAUCUCCAACUCCUCCACCUUCACCAAGUCCCUCAGCAGAUAUGAGAGCAUGCUGCGCACGGCCAGCAGCCCCGACAGCCUGCGCUCCCGCACGCCCAUGAUCACGCCCGACCUGGAGAGUGGCACCAAGCUGUGGCACCUGGUGAAGAACCACGACCACCUGGACCAGCGGGAGGGUGACCGCGGCAGCAAGAUGGUCUCAGAGAUCUACCUGACGCGCCUGCUGGCCACCAAGGGCACGCUGCAGAAGUUCGUGGACGACCUGUUCGAGACCAUCUUCAGCACGGCGCACCGCGGCUCCGCCCUGCCGCUGGCCAUCAAGUACAUGUUCGACUUCCUGGACGAGCAGGCCGACCAGCAUCAGAUACAUGACGCGGACGUGCGCCACACCUGGAAGAGCAACUGCCUGCCCCUGCGCUUCUGGGUGAACGUGAUCAAGAACCCGCAGUUCGUGUUCGACAUCCACAAGAGCAGCAUCACGGACGCCUGCCUGUCGGUGGUGGCCCAGACCUUCAUGGACUCCUGCUCCACGUCCGAGCACAAGCUGGGCAAGGACUCGCCCUCCAACAAGCUGCUCUACGCCAAGGACAUCCCCAACUACAAGAGCUGGGUGGAGAGGUACUACGCCGACAUCGCCAAGAUGCCCGCCAUCAGCGACCAGGACAUGAGCGCGUACCUGGCCGAGCAGUCCCGGCUGCACCUCAGCCAGUUCAACAGCAUGAGCGCCUUGCACGAGAUCUACUCCUACAUCACCAAGUACAAGGACGAGAUCCUCACGGCCCUGGAGAAGGAUGAGCAGGCGCGGCGGCAGCGGCUCCGGAGCAAGCUGGAGCAGGUGGUGGACACGAUGGCCCUGAGCAGCUGAGCCACCGGGCAGCGACUGUCCAGCGGGAGACUAUCACGAGGACCCGAGGAGGCGGCCUCUGACCACCGCCGUUCUGGAGGCUCUCGGAGGCAGCUGCCCACCUGCGCCCGCUCCCUUCCCGCUCGGCGGGGGUCCUGGUUCUUAUUGGUGCGGUGAGAGGGUGCCUGUGGCGCUCUCCCUGCCCAGAGCUGCUCACCACAGGACUAGGGGAGCCCAGGUGCGGCUGGGGGCCUUGCAGGAGAAUGGGGUGACUGCUGAGGAACUUGCGGGUAAGACUGGAGUCCUCGGGAGGGGACGCCGUCUGGCCCCUGCCCGCGAGGCCUGCCCGCCGGGCCCAGUGGGAGUCGCAGACCCCAGCCUCGGGGGAAUCUGAGGGCCAGGGUCUGGCCGGCAGCCGGCGGGGAGGCUGAACGCCCAGAGCUCCCCGAGGGGGGCUGAAGUCGCUCUGGAUCGUCGCCCGAGCCCGCCACGCCGGGCACCCCCGCCCACUGCCACACCGCCGCCACCAUCCUGCGAUUCACCGCGUGCUCUCGCGGCCGAGGCCCGAGAGAAGCCCCCAGCUCCCUCCUAUGGAGGGGCUGCAGGACGGCUCCGCUCACGGCUCCAAGUGGCUUCCAGAAGGACUCGGCGACUCCCCUCCGUCCUCAGGGCUGUGCCUCUGGGAGCCGCUGGGCCUGGGGCUCCGAGUCAUCACGUUCCUGUUAUUUAUUCCCCGCCCCCCACUCUCAGGCCAGCGGGGCUCCGGGAGCCGCCUGGCCGCUCCUUCCUCUCCCCUCCUGCCUGUCCACUCUGUGUCCCCGCUCUCACAUCGCCUUCCAGUGGCUUCCGGUGUGGCAUCCCAGCAGCGUGCCAGCCCCAAAGACAAUGGGGCUCCGGGACUGCUUUCGAGGGGCGCCCUGGCGUGCUCCUGCGCGGGCAGCCAGGUGGCGGCAGGCCCUGGGGCCAUGCCCACUGCUGGCCUGGCUGGGAGCAGGCCUCUGACCAGAGGGCCUGGUGGUCGGCAGUGUCCACUUUACCCUCAGUGAGUGAGAGAGAACACAUUUUUAAUUAAAAAAAAAACAAAACCUGUACAUAUAUAUAUGUAUAUAUAUAUGUGUGUGUGUGUGUAUAUGGAUAUAUAUACACACACAUAUAUAUGUGGCGUUAGCCCCAGUCUCCAGCCCCAGUGGGGUCCUGUACAGUUAACUGGAGGAGAAAUUUUCAAAACAAUUUAGAAUAAGAAAAUUCAGACAGUGGGAAAGCAAUACCAAACGGUCGUGGAGACGUGGCCAGUUUCCCGAGGGGCACCCCUGAGGCCUUUGCCCCUUGACCCACCGGUCGUCUUUGAUUUCAUUUGACAUAAAAAGGAGAGAACUUCUCCCGAGCCCCCCAAGAGCUUCUGAGGUGCGGGGCCCCCCAAGAGUUUCCGGGGCACGGGGCCCGUGGAUCCCUGCAUGACUGUGCUAGCGUUUAGUCUGACUUGAUCUUUUUAAAACUGCAAGUGUUGAAUCCUAGAGGUUGUUAGCCCCUUUUUUAUGUUUUUUAAUUAAUCAGUCACUUGUGAAAGCAAACAGUCGGCCUGUCCCCUUCCCAAGUUCACUUUCUCGACGGUACUAAAGACUCCCGCGGACUUUUAAGGGACAGCUAACUGUGGCCGCCCAGCCCGGGCCGCCCUGGGCGCCUCGGGGGGCAGGAGUGGGGGCAUCGGGAGCUAGGGAGUGGUGAGGUCAGUGAGCUGCUGACUCAGGCGCCCGGGGGAGUCCCCGGGGGACGGAGCCCACUGUGACCAUGGGCGGCCACCGCUCGGCCCAAGUGGGCUCGCUCCCGGGGCCAGCCUGGGGGCCAGAGCUGAGGCCGCUCAGUGGAGCGGGGUGGCCCCUUGCUUGCCAGGAGUCCUGCCCCUGGGUGUGUCCCACCUCCCUGCUCAUGCACUUGGGGGAGACCCUGUUCCCCCUGAAGUCUUCCCUAUGCUGGCUCCUAACUGAAGCCCCAUUCUCCCAGUUUUGCUCUGGUCAGGUUGGGGGUCGUUGGCCCUUUUGCCAACUCUCUUUAGAACCCUCCGGACCCCUUCCUUAGGCCCCCGCCCCCACCCCGUCCCUGUCCCCAUCCCUGCUGGGCCUCCUGUGCUCACCCCAGAGGCCGGGCCCUCCCCGCACCCUGGUGCCACCAGGCAGGGUCUUUGGGAAGGCGCCGACCGGCCCUGCCUGGUGUGAUCCCCGCGGGGGCCAAGCACUUUAGCAAGGUCUGUUUACAGAGGGGCCGACCUGACGCCGCGCCGGCCUCCCAGGCGGAGGAGUUGGGCUGUGGCUUGUCACUGCUCCCCACGCCCCCCAGCGCGGUCCCCUCCCAGGCUCUGGACCCAGCUACUCCCGUGUCACCUCGAUCGGGAACACUGGCCCGGGGGUGGGGGGGUGGGGCCUGGCAGGGGUCUCACUGCGCAGUGAGGCUGGGGGCUCAGUGCUCUCAAGGACUGCUCUGCAGUCUCCAGGCUUGGGGUGCUGUGCUGGCAGUACCCACCUGCCCCAGACACUGCUGCUAUUGCCGCCCGCGUCUCUCAGCCCCUCCACCGCCCCCCCCCCCCCGGGAGCCUGGCCUCUCCGUAUACCUCGAGCUUGCCCUGGGCACCCCGACCUGGAGGCCGAGGGCAGGGGGCCCCCGAGGCAGAGGCCCCACAUGUCCUUCCUGCCCCCGACCUUCCUGAGAGCCUGCACUGGCUUUCUCCCAGCUCGGGACUCGAUGGCUCACGUCGUUGGUGCUACAUGAGCUAGAGUAGAUAUAUUUAGAGAGAGAGAUAUUUUUCAGACAAAGCCCACAAUUAGCUGUCCUUUAAUGCCACAGAGCAGCCCCCCCCAAAAAAGAGAAGAGCCCCUCAGCCAUUGCUUCUCACAGAAGCAGUGUGACGGUGGCGCUCACACACCCCCAGACUGUAAAUAUACGGCUAUUUCCUAUUUUACUGGUCUUCAGAUUUAGUACUUGUAAAUACACACACACACUAAG
This is a messenger RNA of Condylura cristata (star-nosed mole), 8695 nucleotides long. RefSeq names its product plexin A1 (gene PLXNA1). Gene Ontology annotation, biological process: regulation of GTPase activity; regulation of cell shape; semaphorin-plexin signaling pathway involved in axon guidance. The transcript is spliced from 31 exons. Gene Ontology annotation, molecular function: protein binding; semaphorin receptor activity. Bases 50 to 5719 code for a protein of 1889 amino acids. Lineage: Eukaryota; Metazoa; Chordata; Mammalia; Eulipotyphla; Talpidae. Gene Ontology annotation, cellular component: semaphorin receptor complex. The record is from RefSeq and is a predicted model, not a curated record.